Molecule: messenger RNA, 1434 nt
Organism: Suillus discolor
Lineage: Eukaryota; Fungi; Basidiomycota; Agaricomycetes; Boletales; Suillaceae
Product: Di-sulfide bridge nucleocytoplasmic transport domain-containing protein
Exons: 5
Coding region: 142-1305 (387 amino acids)
Biological process (GO): nuclear envelope organization; lipid homeostasis
Cellular component (GO): nuclear envelope; nuclear membrane
Source: RefSeq, a predicted model, not a curated record
GCUCGUGUUGCAACUUGCACUCGACCCGUCAGCGCUUCAGCUGCACCGUGGCCUUUCCACCUUCUACCUGUUUGACCACGUUUUGUGGCAUUCAGGCUCUGAACUACAUAGCAGCAGUUCACUUCUGCUAACGCAUACAUUAUGAACACUCAUACGCAUACACAGAGAUCGACGGAGGCCCCAAUGGACUUCCAGUUUACGUCUCGACCCAGCAGUAAUGCAAAGCCAGUCUGGGCUAAUAAUGGCUCGAAUGCACCCCGAAAACGUCCAUUUGAUGACCUCCAACCCACGAGUCCGGCAAUUCCUCAGCCACCUCAAACUCCCAUAUUUGGAGAAAACCGGAACGUGCCAUUCAUUUUUCAGGCUCCAGCACUGCAGACUCCUCCAGUCCACCCGUGGGUGCCUCCCGUGAAUUUCUCACCUCAGAAAGCGUUUCCUGUGCAAGAGCUGCGCGAUGUGGAUAUGUCCGAGCUUAGUCCUCCUAAAGCCGAGGCUUCUGAGAAAGAAAGCGGAAGAAUAGUUGCCACAGGGGCGCUCAGAAGGGUCUUCAACUCGAGGCAGAAGGCUCGUACAAAAAGCCAACACGUUGUAUCAUUACGUGACGACCUGGGGUACGGCAGCGAGGAAGAAAUUGAUGGCGAUGUAGAUCAUGUACCCGUGACACAAAACACGUCAAACCACUACACACUCAACAUGCCGGCUAACCCAGCGCCACGAACAGACACGCCACAGGUUCUGCUAGGAUAUUUACAGUUCUUCUUUAACCUGUCUUUGGUCAUGGUGUUUCUUUAUCUUCUAGUGCAGUUCAUUCUCACAGUACAACGUGAUGUUGCACACCGCAUCUCAGAAUAUUCGAUGGAUAUCGUGCAAGAGAUCGGCAUGUGUGCGACGCAAUACAGGAACAACCUAUGUGAAAGCAACCCUGUGCCUGCCAUGAUCCAACAAUGUGCAUCUUGGAAAACAUGCAUGGAUCGCGACCCAAACAUGGUUGGCCGUGCUCGAGUAGGUGCAGAACUCAUUGCGGAUGUCAUCAAUGGCUUUGUGGAGCCUAUUAGUUGGAAAACAUUAGCUUUUACGUUGACGUCACUAACUUUCUUGACGGUCUUCGUGAAUUCGUUGUUCUCCCUGUAUCGCUCACGUCACGAAGCUGGACAUUCUCGGACAAGUUAUCCAGUCGCCCCUCAGUUUCCUCAUCAUUACCUCCCUUCUGCGCCGGCACCUCGGGGUUCUGGGCAUGACGAUAUCUUCGGAGAUGCACCUCGCAGAAGGCGUGGAGAAGACGGGCAGGCGAUUAAAGUAAAAUGACUUGUUUCUUUACUCUAUCAUUAAAUCUACGGGGGACGGAUCAUUGCAUAGUAUAGACCCACAUCAAGCAUUUUUAUUCUUUGUGAUGAACGUUCCUCCGAUCAAGUCUGAGGCUAAGACUGAUUUAGG